This is a messenger RNA of Zingiber officinale, 2703 nucleotides long. Its product is annotated as probable LRR receptor-like serine/threonine-protein kinase At1g63430. Lineage: Eukaryota; Viridiplantae; Streptophyta; Magnoliopsida; Zingiberales; Zingiberaceae. The transcript has 13 exons. The coding region runs from base 426 to 2405 and encodes 659 amino acids. Gene Ontology annotation, molecular function: protein binding; ATP binding; protein kinase activity. The record is from RefSeq and is a predicted model, not a curated record. Gene Ontology annotation, biological process: protein phosphorylation.
CCAUAUUUUAGCAUUCUUUGAUGGCUCCAAGAACACGGCUUUCUACUUGUUCCAUAAAAGAGUCAGUUUUGACAUGAUUUUCAGUUACAGCCUUGAUGACCGUGAAGAUAAACUAGUGUUUUUCAGUGAAUAUAGGCAUCAUUUUUGAAUAGAGAACCACCCAAAUUCAAAGUUCUCCCACGAGCUCCAUAUGAAAACAUUCCUCCGUUAUUAAACUGUCUUCUCUCCUGUUCCAUUCAUCUCCUUCUUCUCAUUCAAUUACCAGUGCGCUCCCUCGAGUCUCCUUUCUCUGUUCUCCUGGUCGCCUCCAAUUUGCAGCAGCAAAAAAAAAAAAAAAAAACCACCUUUUGCACCUCACUGUCCUUUCCCGGCAAGAUUCUUUUUUUCUUAAUUGUUCGAGCACAGAUCACUAGAUCACUAGCACUAUGCUGAGGAUCUCCGGGUUUCCGUCGCUGCUGCUCGCUUUCGCGUGGGGAUUCGCCGUCUUCCUGCCUUCUCCGUCGACUUCCGAUGAGGUCGCCGCGUUGGGCGCUUUCAAGAAUGCGAUAUCCGAUGACCCUUUUUCGAGGUUAUCGGACUGGAAUCCCAACGAUGAAAACCCUUGCAAAUGGACUGGCGUGAGAUGCUCUUCUUAUCCUCAGAGUUACGUGAUUUUCAUUGUCCUCUCCAAUUCAUCUCUGAAGGGAUUCCUGACACCACAGCUUGCCAUGUUGCAUUGGUUGCAAGAAUUAGUUUUGGAUAACAACUUACUUAUUGGGUCCAUACCUUAUCAACUAAGCAUGUUGGAGAACCUUCUUGUGUUGGAUUUGAGUGUAAAUCAGCUCUCAGGUCCCAUUCCUCCAGAGCUUGGAAACUUAACCAGUAUUACAAAAAUAGACCUUCAUUCUAAUAGAUUUACUGGUGCUAUACCCCUGGAGCUUGGACAAUUGGCAAACCUAGUGGACUUGAGGCUAGAUUGGAAUAGACUCGACGGUGUAAUCCCUGGAAGUAACGAUUCAAAUAUGCUAGCUUCUCAGAGUAAUACAUCAGGCUUAUGCCAAUUAACUCACUUAAGAGUUGCAAAUUUCUCCUACAACUAUUUCGUCGGCCAGAUCCCCUCAUGCAUGAACUAUCUUCCAAGGUCAAGUUUUCAAGGGAACUGUUUCAGUAGUGACAGUUCCAUGUUUCAAAGCUGUGAUGGUGAAUGUAAGAAUCAAGUGAAAUGUAUCUUGAGGAAUAGCAGUGACUCAAAUGAGGCAUCCACAAGCAAUUACUCUGAAGGGCGUAGACACAAGAAAUUUUCACAACCUAUUUGGCUUCUGAUUCUUGAAAUUUCUACUGGAGCUCUUGUACUUGUGUUCCUAAUCACAUGCAUUUUCACUGCUUGUAAUAGAUGCAAAAGAAAACGUUCUAUUUUCUCGCGGAGAAAAAUUCCAAGACUGAAGGAUAGGCCUGCAGUAUCUAUUGACAUAAAUCUCCUGAAACAUGUACUGAAAAUGAACUACCAGGAUCUUGAAGCAGCUUGUGAGGAUUUUAGUAACAUAACUGGGUCUUAUCUGCACAGUGUAGUUUACAAAGGCACUUUGAGGAAUGGGCUUGAAAUUGCUGUCAUUUCACUUUCUAUUACAGAAGACCGAUGGACAAGUUCUCAUGAACAUGCCUUUGUAAAUGAGGUAGCAGAUCUAUCAAGGAUAAAUCAUGAAAAUGCAGCGAAAUUGCUUGGUUACUGCCAAGAAAACACUCCAUUUGCUAGAAUGGUUGUCUUCGAAUAUGCAUCAAAUGGGACACUUUAUGAGCACAUCAAUUGUAGUGAUGGGGGUCAGCUAUCUUGGCUCAGACGGAUGAAAAUUGCUAUUGGAAUAAGUAGUGGACUAAGAUAUCUACAUACAGAACUUCAGCCCCCGUUAACAAUAUCAGAAUUGUCUUCUGAUUCAGUGUACCUCACAGAAGAUUUUUCUCCCAAGUUGGUUGAUUUUGAGAGAUGGAAUAAUACACUCUCAAAAUCAAGGAUGCAUUCUGGACAUAUCAUGCAUGGAGGUUCAAUCGACAACAUUGAGGAUGUUCGUAGAAGUCAAUUUAGGAAUGUGCAGAAAAAUAUAUAUGCCUUUGGAGUAAUUUUACUGGAACUAAUAAGUGGGAAACCACCGUACAGCAAAGAAAGAGGAGGCUUGUUGGAUUGGGCUAAAGAAUACUUGGAUCAUCCGGAAGAAAGAGAGAAACUAAUAGACCCUGAGCUGAAAUACUUCAAACCAGAAGAUCUUUCCAUAAUAUGUAAUGUUGUGAGCCUUUGCCUUGAAUCUGAACCAUCAAAGAGGCCGUCGAUGCAGAUUCUAAGUGCCAUGUUGGAAGAUGGUAUAGAUAUCACAGCUGCUGCUGUUCUCAAGGAAUCAUCUUUAGCAUGGGCAGAGCUACUGAUAGCAUCAUAGCAUUGGAGCAACACAAACUGUAAAUUUCAGAUUUAGAUCAGAAAGAAGCUUUGUUUCACACAUUUUGUUUUGGUUCUUUUUGCUUUUUAAUUUGUUUGUUAGAGUGAUUGAAUUUUCAUCACAAUAGUUGGCACUUCAUCGGUAAAGAUGUUUGAAGGAACUUUGGUUUAAGGUUUAAAAUCUCAUUCCGAGAUGGAGUUUCAAUCAGCUAGAGUGAGAUGGUUUCAGCACUGUGUCGGCGUGUCCAUAUAUGGUGAUAGUGGCAAAUUAGAGGUGGAAGAAGUAUGAAGAUGAAAAA